GGGAAGACGAAAAGAAACAGAGACGCGCAGUAGCAAGCGGGGCGACCUUCGAAACUGCACUUAUGGCUUUGUCCUCUUCCCGCAGCAGCUUCCUUCUUCUCCAUCAACGCUUUUUCAUGCGCGCAGUCCCAGUCUUCAACUCUCUACCUAGAAGAUUCACAGCCAAAUCUUCAAACCCUAAGCACACCGUCCUCCGUUCCAUUUCCAUCCAAAAUCACUCCUCAAGUCCUCCUCCGCUUCCAACCUCCGCCGCUCCCAGUCCCGCCACCGUUUCCGGCGGCGGUUAUCGGUGGAAGCCAAUGUGCUUGUACUAUACACAAGGCAAAUGUACUAAGAUGGACGACCCUGCACACCUUCAGGUGUUCAAUCACGAUUGCUCCGAGGAAUUCCGUUUGUCUGAAGGCGAACUCCAACGCGAGCACAAUCCCCAAAAGUUUGAUUACUUGCUGGUGUUUGAUUUGGAAGGGAAAGUGGAGAUUCUCGAGUUCCCUGUGCUCUUAAUCGAUACCAGAACUAUGUCCGUAGUGGACUUGUUUCACAGGUUUGUGAGGCCAACUGCAAUGAGUGAGCAAAGGGUUGAUGAAUAUAUUGAGAAUAAGUACGGCAAGUUUGGAGUUGAUCGAGUUUGGCAUGAUACUGCCCUUCCAUUCGUUGAAGUUGUGCAGCAAUUCGAAGAUUGGUUAGUCCAACACUGUUUGUGGGAAAAGAAGCACAAUGGGCGCCUUAAUCGAGCAGCAUUCGUAACCUGUGGGAACUGGGAUGUGAAAACACAGGUUCCCAAGCAAUGCAUUGUGUCGAAGAUGAAGCUCCCCCCGUACUUUAAUGAAUGGAUCAAUCUGAAAGACGUCUACCUAAACUUCUACAAUCCGAAACAAGAGGCUAGGGGAAUGAGGACCAUGAUGGAGCAGCUUAAGAUGCCAAUGUUGGGUAGUCACCAUCUGGGAAUCGACGACACUCGAAACAUAGCUCGAAUUGUGCUUCGAAUGCUUGCUGAUGGCGCAGUGAUUCCUGUCACAGCUUGGAGGGAUGGUGGAUCUUCUGAAAGUGUCAACUUCCUGUACAAGAACCGGAUAAGAUAGCUCUCUUACUCUCUCUCUCAUAGGCGCAGCAUCCAGAGAAUUCAGUACCAAGUGUGUCAUCAGUGGCAUAAGUUCGUAACUUGUGGGUUGCCCAAGUUCUGCAGAAAGCUUCAAUCUUUCUACUUCAGCAGUCAUGUAUCAUGUUCAACUGGAAUCUGAUUAAAUCUUCUCAAAAUGUUUACAAAACAAUCGAUUGUUCUCUGUGAUGAACUCUUCAACAAUAACACAGAUUGUUGAUU
Molecule: messenger RNA, 1318 nt
Organism: Linum trigynum
Lineage: Eukaryota; Viridiplantae; Streptophyta; Magnoliopsida; Malpighiales; Linaceae
Source: the annotation of a GenBank genome assembly